UCAAAAAGUGAUCGAGACAGGCUCUUAACGAACGCAUCAACAUUUUUUCCGUAUUACUGCUGAAAUCACGCAUUUUCUUUUAGUAAUUUUGUAGAAAUUAGGUCUGAAUUCGUUAUUUUUCGUUUUUCCUUUGGGGAUUUCUCGUCGAAAAGUCAUCGUAAAAUGGCAUCGUGUGCCACAUUUCCGCAGAUAAAUUUGCAACCGCCCACGGAGGAACAACAGAGUGAUACGCGGAGCGAAAGUUCGUCGCUCGACAGCGACUGGAGUGACUUGAAAUCCAUUGCGGCGCAAUUGGGAGUCACGGAUUUGGAUAACCUCUAUACGGAACGCUUCAAAAUCGAUCGUCAAAAGUUGAGUGACAUGAUAAAAACGGAAGCCUACGAGGAUGGCGGCGUCAAUAUUGCCGAGCAAUUCUUCACGAAAGUCAUGCAAGAGACUCUCACGCACAUCAGUUGGCCGUGCCGCUUGAAAUUGGGAGCAAAGACGAAAAAAGAUCCGCAUGUACGGAUAAUUGGUCACAAAGAGGAUGUUUUGCAAGCAAAACACAAAAUAAUGACCCGAUUGGAUUCGCGUGGCAAUCGAGUGAUAAUGAAAAUGGAUGUUUCGUACACGGAUCAUUCGUACAUCAUCGGAAAGGGGGGCAAUAGCAUCAAGAAAAUCAUGGAAGAGACACGAACGCACAUCCAUUUUCCGGACUCGAAUCGAUCGAAUCCCACGGAAAAAAGUAAUCAAGUGUCGAUUUGUGGCGAAGUCGAAGGCGUGGAAAAAGCAAGAUCCCAAAUUCGAUUAUGCACGCCGUUGCUGUAUUCGUUUGAGUUGCCAAUUGUGGCAGCGGGAAGACCGCAACCUGACAACGAAACGCCCUUCGUGAAGGAAAUCGAACGAGAAUUCAAUGUGCAGAUUAUAUUUAGCAGCAGACCUAAAUUGCAUUCUGCCCUCGUACUCAUCAAGGGAUCCGAAAUGGAUGUUGCCAAAGUGAAGGAGGCAACGAAACGACUCAUUAACCUCAUUUGCGGGGAGAUUGCACCUCAGAUCUCAGUUCACAUGCAACUGGAAAUCUCGAUUCAACAUCACCCGAUCGUCGUUGGGCGCAUGUCAUCUAAUUUGAGAGAAAUUAUGAACAAGACAAGCACGAAAAUUAUGUUCCCCGACGCCAACGACGUGAAUAUCAAGCCAAUUAAACGAUCUCAAAUCACAAUUACGGGCACCAUCGAAGGCGUUUAUCUCGCACGUCAACUUUUGAUCGGAAAUUUGCCCAUUGCGCUCAUUUUCGACUAUCCCGAAAGCAAUAUCGACACCGAAUUGGUGAACAAACUCAUGUACACGUACGACGUUUUCAUCGCAGUGCGUCAAAAAAGUCGUCAAAGUACGUUAUGCAUCAUCAUCAAGGGCAUCGAGAAGUUCAUCAGCAACAUUUACGAAGCUCGUUAUCAGUUAUUGAAGAUGUCAGGCCCUCGUGUUGUCGCUGAAAUCCCUCCGACGUACUUUAAUUUGAGUGAUACGACAAAUCCGCGUUCAAAUUCGAUCGUUUCUUUGUUAGCGGCGACUGCGACGAAUAAUUUGCAAAGUUUAUCUCCGCUUCCGCCGAUGAAUUGGAUGAAUGCAGGCUUUCCUCGUGUGUCUCAAAGUUACAAUGUUACUUCGACAUCCAUGCCGAACAUCUCGAACAUCAAGGAUUUCCGUCAUCAAAACAACAACAACAACAAUAAUCAUCAUCAUCAUCACACAAUUGACAAAAAUCACAACAUCUCGCCGCGAAAUAUCAGUAUUUCGAGUGGGUAUCAGAGCAUCAAUUGCAGCAUGUCGUCGUUGGAGAACAACCUGUUCAAUGCGCCCUCGGACAAGGAUUUGGAACCGUCGUCGAAAACGAGUGACAAUUCGUUCAACGAUUCCUCCGAUAACUCAACGACGCUAAAUGACUCGCUCAUCUUCAACUUUGAUCGGCGCAUUAUAUCCGGGUAUAAUGCCAUGAAGAGUUCCCCGAAUGAACGGGAAGUUCGUACGCCGACGCGUCAUUGGCAAGGCUUGGGAUUGAGUCGAACGUCGCCGUAUCCCGUUGAACAGGCGCCAAAUGUUGCUGGCGGCGCAGAUGAUUGGCCCAAACGUACUUCUUCUCCCUUUGCGAUGACAACUUCGUUUAUUGAUACCAUUCCGAAGCCGCAACGUGAUCGACUUUCGCAGUACAAUGACGUCAUAUCGAUUUUGGCGAACAUCGGAUUGGAACAUCAUAUUCAACACUUCAUCAACGGCGAAAUCGACUUGCCCGUUUUCGCCACACUGACUGACAACGACUUACUGAAUCUCGGAAUCAAGACACUUGGAGCUCGACGUCGCAUUCUCAUGGCUGUUCACGAUGUUGCUGCGCGACAAUGCAACAGAUCUUCUCCCUUCGGAUCGACUUCCGUCUUUUCUGGCUCAGCUGCUCCGGGCGCCGAACGUCGAGGCUCAACUGGAAACAUUUAAACGACAAUUCUUGCGGAAUUAUCGUUUAUUUAAUGUAAACUCAUAUAAAAAAAAUCUUAUUAUAAAUUUACCUUAUAAUUAUUAAUAAUUAAAGAUAAUUAGCAUGAAGUUAUAUUAUUAUUACUGAAGUAGAAAAUAGAAAAUUUUAGACUUUUUUUGUAAUGCAGUUGCUGUUUCAUGCAUUUAUUUUUUAUGACAAAAAAAAAUUAAAACGGAAUGAAAUUUUCGAAACUCAAACAAGUUAACGGGAGAAUUUAAAUUUUUCUAUGGAUUUAUUUGGCUCUCAGUUAAGAAAAAAAUUAUGAACUGUUUAGUUAAGUUUAUGUAAUUUUAAGUGAAACAAAUCGACUUAGUUUUAAGUGCAUUCGAAGUGAUCAAGGAAAAAAAGGAUUUUAAUUGAAACAAAUUGUAAUGUAAAGUCGGUUAAGGUAUUAGACAGCAACUGCAAAAAAUGUCAUUUUGUAUUCUAGUUAUUAGUUAUUUAUUGUUAUUAUCAAUAUAAGCAUCAAUGUGUUUGAAUUUUGUAAAUUGAACAAAAAAAAAAUAUUGUUAGUUGUUAGUUAUUUAGUUGAGGAUGAAAAAAAAUUAUGAAUAAAAAUUGUAAUUUAUGAAGUAAA
Molecule: messenger RNA, 3080 nt
Organism: Culicoides brevitarsis
Lineage: Eukaryota; Metazoa; Arthropoda; Insecta; Diptera; Ceratopogonidae
Gene: BicC
Product: protein bicaudal C
Exons: 6
Coding region: 163-2463 (766 amino acids)
Cellular component (GO): cytoplasm
Molecular function (GO): protein binding; RNA binding
Source: RefSeq, a predicted model, not a curated record